AGGAGGGGAGUGGUGUCGGGGAAGGGGGGGAAUCUGGGCAGCGGCCGGGCUCUGUGGCUUCAGGGCUCGGAGAGAGAGAGGGAGGGUGGCAAAGAGAGUGAGUCGGUGCCGCCGCCUGCCUAAGGAGAGAGGAGGGGUCCCGCUUGCCUGCGCCCUUCGCGGGCCGAGAGCGCGAGGCACCCGCAACCUCUGAGGCCUCCGGCCCCUGGGGACCCCGCCCCGCCGCCGGCCGGCCGGCCCGGGGCCUCUCUUCCCUUUGUGAGCGCCCCCUUCCCAGGGGUGGUGGUGGUGGCGGAGGGCUGUGCGUGGGCCCGCCCGCCGAGGGGCCGCGGCGGGGGACCGAGAGGGCCUCGGCUGUGUGAGGACAGGAGGCGGCCGAGGCCCGGGCCGGUUCCCCCGAGGCGGCGGCGGCGGCGGCGGCGGCUCCCGGCACUUCCCCGCGCCAUCUUAGCUGAGCCCAAGCGCUGAGGGCGCCUCCUCGACCCCAGUCGUCCCCUCGCCCCCCCCCCCCCCCCCCCCUUGUCGCAGAGCUUGGGCUGGGCGGCUUGCUGGGGCUCCGGGGGGGGGGGCGGCGGUCUGUCGCCUGGCCCCCUCCUCCUCCUCACUCCUCGCCCUCCAGCCUAGCGGCUCUCUCGGCGCUGCAGGGGGCUGCGCCUGCCUACUCCGCCCCAGACCUGUCGGCGAAAGGCUUAUGCCAGCGUGGCUUCAUUCAUACAGAUGAACCAAGGAUUGGGAUAGCAGUAUAAAAUUAGAAUCAGACAGCUGAUUGCCCAGCAGGAUGCCAUCAACCAACCGUGCGGGCAGCCUGAAGGACCCUGAAAUUGCAGAGCUCUUCUUCAAAGAAGAUCCAGAGAAGCUCUUCACAGAUCUCAGAGAAAUUGGCCAUGGAAGCUUUGGAGCAGUCUAUUUUGCCCGAGAUGUGCGCACCAAUGAAGUGGUGGCUAUUAAGAAAAUGUCUUACAGUGGAAAGCAGUCCACUGAGAAAUGGCAGGAUAUUAUUAAGGAAGUCAAGUUUCUACAAAGAAUAAAACAUCCCAACAGUAUAGAAUACAAAGGCUGCUAUUUACGUGAGCACACAGCAUGGCUUGUAAUGGAAUAUUGUUUAGGAUCUGCUUCAGAUUUACUAGAAGUUCACAAAAAGCCAUUACAAGAAGUGGAAAUAGCAGCAAUUACACAUGGUGCUCUCCAGGGAUUAGCCUACUUACAUUCUCACACCAUGAUCCAUAGAGAUAUCAAAGCAGGAAAUAUCCUUCUGACAGAGCCAGGCCAGGUGAAACUUGCUGACUUUGGAUCUGCUUCCAUGGCAUCUCCUGCCAAUUCUUUUGUGGGAACGCCAUAUUGGAUGGCCCCAGAAGUAAUUUUAGCCAUGGAUGAAGGACAGUAUGAUGGAAAAGUAGAUGUAUGGUCUCUCGGUAUAACUUGUAUUGAAUUAGCGGAAAGGAAACCUCCUUUAUUUAAUAUGAAUGCAAUGAGUGCCUUAUAUCACAUAGCCCAAAAUGAAUCCCCUACACUACAGUCUAAUGAAUGGUCUGAUUAUUUUCGCAACUUUGUAGAUUCUUGCCUCCAGAAAAUCCCCCAAGAUCGCCCUACAUCAGAGGAACUUUUAAAGCACAUGUUUGUUCUUCGGGAGCGCCCUGAAACAGUGUUAAUAGAUCUUAUUCAGAGGACAAAAGAUGCAGUAAGAGAGCUGGACAAUCUGCAGUAUCGAAAGAUGAAGAAACUCCUGUUCCAGGAGGCACAUAAUGGACCAGCAGUAGAAGCACAGGAAGAAGAAGAGGAACAAGAUCAUGGUGUUGGACGGACAGGAACAGUGAAUAGCGUUGGAAGUAAUCAGUCUAUUCCCAGUAUGUCCAUCAGUGCCAGUAGCCAAAGUAGUAGUGUUAACAGUCUUCCAGAUGCCUCAGAUGACAAGAGUGAGCUAGACAUGAUGGAGGGAGACCACACAGUGAUGUCUAAUAGUUCUGUCAUCCACUUAAAACCUGAGGAAGAAAAUUACAGAGAAGAGGGAGAUCCUAGAACAAGGGCAUCGGAUCCACAAUCUCCACCUCAAGUAUCUCGUCAUAAAUCACACUACCGUAAUCGAGAACACUUUGCUACUAUACGGACGGCAUCACUGGUUACAAGGCAAAUGCAGGAACAUGAGCAGGACUCUGAGCUUAGAGAACAAAUGUCUGGCUAUAAGAGAAUGAGGCGGCAACAUCAAAAGCAGCUAAUGACUCUAGAAAAUAAGUUGAAGGCUGAGAUGGAUGAACAUCGCCUCAGAUUAGACAAAGAUCUUGAAACACAGCGUAACAAUUUUGCUGCAGAAAUGGAGAAACUUAUCAAGAAACAUCAGGCUGCUAUGGAAAAAGAGGCUAAAGUGAUGGCCAAUGAAGAGAAAAAAUUUCAGCAACAUAUUCAGGCCCAACAGAAGAAAGAACUAAACAGCUUUUUGGAGUCUCAGAAAAGAGAAUAUAAACUUCGAAAAGAGCAGCUUAAGGAGGAGCUGAAUGAAAAUCAGAGCACCCCCAAAAAAGAAAAACAGGAGUGGCUUUCAAAGCAGAAGGAGAAUAUACAGCAUUUCCAAGCAGAAGAAGAGGCUAAUCUUCUACGGCGUCAGAGACAGUAUCUAGAGUUGGAAUGCCGUCGCUUCAAGAGAAGAAUGUUACUUGGGCGUCAUAACUUAGAGCAGGACCUUGUCAGGGAGGAGUUAAAUAAAAGACAGACUCAGAAGGACUUAGAGCAUGCCAUGCUACUACGACAGCAUGAAUCCAUGCAAGAACUGGAGUUCCGCCACCUCAACACAAUUCAGAAGAUGCGCUGUGAGUUGAUCAGAUUGCAGCAUCAAACUGAGCUCACUAACCAGCUAGAAUAUAAUAAGCGAAGAGAACGAGAGCUAAGGCGAAAGCAUGUCAUGGAGGUUCGACAACAGCCUAAGAGUCUGAAGUCUAAAGAACUCCAAAUAAAAAAGCAGUUUCAGGACACCUGUAAAAUCCAAACCAGACAGUACAAAGCAUUAAGAAAUCACUUACUGGAGACUACACCAAAGAGUGAGCACAAAGCUGUUCUGAAACGGCUCAAGGAGGAGCAGACCCGGAAGUUAGCCAUCUUGGCUGAACAAUACGACCACAGCAUUAAUGAAAUGCUCUCCACCCAAGCACUGCGUUUGGAUGAAGCACAGGAAGCAGAGUGCCAGGUUUUGAAGAUGCAGCUGCAGCAGGAACUGGAGCUGUUAAAUGCGUAUCAAAGCAAAAUCAAGAUGCAAGCGGAGGCACAGCAUGAUCGAGAGCUUCGGGAGCUUGAACAGAGAGUAUCCCUCCGCAGGGCACUCUUAGAACAAAAGAUUGAAGAAGAAAUGUUGGCUUUGCAGAAUGAACGCACAGAACGAAUACGAAGCCUGCUGGAACGUCAAGCCAGAGAAAUUGAAGCUUUUGACUCUGAAAGCAUGAGACUAGGUUUUAGUAACAUGGUCCUUUCUAAUCUCUCCCCUGAGGCAUUCAGCCACAGCUACCCGGGAGCUUCUGGUUGGUCUCACAAUCCUACCGGGGGUCCAGGACCUCACUGGGGUCAUCCCAUGGGUGGCCCACCACAAGCUUGGGGCCAUCCAAUGCAAGGUGGACCCCAGCCGUGGGGUCACCCCUCGGGGCCAAUGCAAGGGGUACCCCGAGGUAGCAGUAUGGGAGUCCGCAAUAGCCCUCAGGCUCUAAGGCGGACAGCUUCUGGGGGACGGACGGAGCAGGGCAUGAGCAGAAGCACGAGUGUCACUUCUCAAAUAUCCAAUGGGUCACACAUGUCUUAUACAUAACUUAAUAAUUGAGAGUGGCGAUUCCGCUGGAGCUGUCUGCCAAAAGAAACUGCCUACAGACAUCGUCACAGCAGCCUCCUCACUUGGGUACUACAGUGUGGAAGCUGAGUGCAUAUGGUAUAUCUUACUCAUUUUUGUAAAGCAUUCUGUUUUGUGUUUACUAAUUGGGAUGUCAUAGUAUUUGGCUGCCAGGUUUUUUUUUUUUUUUUAACUUUUGAAGAAAUUUUGAAAAGGGGAACUGUCAUGUAGGUGUGUAUACAAAUACAUACACACCCAUAUAUAUGUAUCAAGCCUGUGGUUAUAAGAAAUUGGGUAGAUAGGGGGUAUUUUUGAAAACUGCAAAAAUAGACUGCAGCAGUGUAUCUUGGGUCAUCACUUGGGGGCAAUGAUACAUCCUAAGAAGGAUGUGAAAAGAUCUAAAGCCUUUCUACAUAUCCCACAUUCUUAUAAGCCACUCACAGCAGGCAGCAUAUGCUGAAACAAGUUCUUACUGAAACACAUCUGUAUCCCCUUACCAACGUAAAUUGGUCUGACUUCUCAGCCUCAUUUGGAGUGAAAAAGAACAUGGAAAUCCAUGAACACUAAAGGGUUGCAUUGACUUUUUCAGAGAGUAGGAAACAAUUUAGUUCUUUUUCUGAAUGCUGCAUAGAUUUGUCAGUGAAGUUUUUUUUUUUUUUUUUUUUUGGUGCAUUCAAUUGUGCCUUCUUUGUGGCAUGGUGAGAUGGAGGUGCUUAAGGAGAUCACAAGUGGUGUGGGAAUUGUAUCAACAAACCCAUGAGCCUUUAAAGGGGAAGACAAGAAGGGUGAGAGAGGCCCCUGAAAGUUCAUAUGGUAGGUAUGUUCAGCAGCAAGAGUGAGGAGAUGAAACCUCUGUGUCCUGACGUUUCGUUGCUUAUACUGUGAUAUCUCAUCCUAGCUAAGCUCUAUAGCUUCCAAGACCCCAAACAGUACUUCUACUUUGUACAAAAACAAAGAUAUAUAGCCAGUACAAAUCAAAUGCCAGAGGUAUUUGAAUGAUGCCAUAUUUGCAAACUGCCAUCUAUUGGAAUUUUCACCACACUACAUAGACAGAAUUUGAUUACCCCCUUUUGGCUUAUGGGAUUUCCUGUUUACAAGUAGAAUAGCCAAUUAUUUAAAUGUUUAGUUGCCAUAGUGAACCAGGAGUCACUGAGCCAAUGGCUUUGCCAGCUGCUGACUAAUCCUCAUCACCACUGUAGAUUUUGCUGCAUGUGCAGGUCCUCUUUUUUUUUUUUUUUUUUCUAAUUGCUGUUUUUGUUGCUGCAGUAGUUUACAAACUUCUAGUUCCUUGAGCCUUAGUGACCAUUCGGCAUCAUGUUAACAUCACACAACAGGAAACACCACUUCCAGAAGUCUCUAGCCUCAGUGCUAAAGUACUACUGAAAAGGAACUAGCUAGUUUGGCAAAGUAGAAAAAAAAAGUAAAGUAAGUUAUAGUGGUCAGGGAAUCUCUUGACAAACGCUAACUUUUUUAUUUUUUCCCACAGAGGGGCAUGUUUUGUUUUGUUUUAUUUUGUUUUGCAAUGAAGGAUCAACCCAAUGCUGAAAGUUAGAUGUUACUUGGUAUUCCACUGUUAGUGUGGAAAUUGAGUUGAAGGUGGGUAGGAAGCUGUGAGUAUGACUUGAAGGAAAAAAAAAUGUUCUUUUCAGUGAUAGAGUUUCUUACAAGUUACUGUUUUGCCCCCUCCCUUGUCUUGAAGAACCCUUGCUGCUAACUCUGGAUCCUGCUUUUCAUAUAGUCAGAGGACCCCCAGGUAGAAUUUUCUAAGGCCCUCUCAAUGAUACUCUUCACCUAGGUCCAGGCUAAUGACCAAUCAGUAAUCUGUUUGUUGAAAUCUUGGUUUUCUCAACCAAAUUUUAGUCUUCCCCAGGUAUGUCAGUCUAAUCUCCAUGAAUCCUCCCCUUUAGGAAUUUCUGGCAUUCAUUUAAAGGUAACUGGAAGAAAAAUUAAUGUAAGUCUUUUAAAAGGCAAGAUCACAGUAGAACUCACACACACUUUUAGGCAGUGUUUCAGGUAGUGCUCUGGUACAUUGUCCUCUUGGCCAGGCUUGAAAUCACCAGUUUUUAGGUGAACAUGACAUGUACUUGCUUUUCUGUCUAAUGAAAGGGGCUUUUUAUUUUCUGUCUUUUUGCAUUCAUGUUGUAUACAGUAUUUCAAGCAAACUGAGGUAUCUACCUAUUUGGAGGAAAAUGAUAGGAGAGAGCUUUAGAGUUAAUAAAAUGUAUAAAAAUAUAAUGAAUUUGAUACCUUUUAUAAAAAUUCUUACUAGAUCUGGCCCCUCUGUACUACUGGAGGGGUGGAAUAGAAGUGCAGAUCAAUUUUACAUAUAAAACUCUUUAAAAAAUACUACCAAUAAUACAUGUUAAAGUCCACUUGUGGACUUGAAUUAGUCAAAUUGAAUUAUUGAAUUCAUGCAGACCGUAUGUACUUGUAAAAUUGUGGUUGAAUACUGACUCCAGAUGUCUAUCCAAUAGGUCGUUGUAUCUGAUUUGUGUGGCAACCAGUUUUACAUGUAGGUCAUGACUAUACCUGGAUUAUUCCAUUAAGUUAAUUAAAGUAUAUAUAGUUUGCAAAAAUGGUUCAAAUUAAUUGAUUUGUGUGUGUGUGUAAGAUCUAACUUCUGAAGAAUAUCAUACAUAGUAGGAAUCAUCAGAGUAAAGCUUGUAGCAAGAAAAUUUGAAAGGUUUUGAGAGAUCCUAAAGAAAGAAGCAGGCACUUUCUGAAUCAGUGUACAGACUUCAACAUUUGAUCAAAGUACUACUACCUCCUCCCCAGUGUUGGUGUUCACUAUAUAUAAAUGUGUUUGAGAAAAUAAAAAGUAUGGGAAAUUUUACACACGCAUAUCAGAAAGUCAUAUAUGCUAUGUCUGGCAUCCAGAGCUUGGCAGUAUAAGUUUCUUGUGUUCACUCUCUCCCCCUUUUUUAAGUUAGCAUUUGAAAAAUGCAAAACCUCAUACUUUGAUACAUUGUUCCUAAUGGGGUUCCCUUCCUUUUGCACUUAUUUUUCCCCUUAUUAAAGUCAGCUCUAACCCCAAAUUAAAGUAUCUGAAAGUAUUUUCAUUAUAUAGAUAACAUUAGCUGGAAAAUAUGUUUAUAUUUUAUUCAGAGCUGCCAUUCUUUUCUAAGUCAUUUCAGUGCCUAGAGAUGAACAGUCCUGGAAUUGAAGCCACACCCACGGAAAUGAGAUGCUUGGUACUCUAGGCCAAGGGUUUAUUGGUAAAUUGAACUUUUUAGCAUAGUCAGUAUGAUUUUCAGCUGCCUAGACAUCAAGUAAACACCAUUUAGCACACUAAAGAAACUGUCCUUGACUCUCUCCCACUUCCACCUAUUUUUCCUCUCCCCCUUUUCAAAAAUCAAAAACACUUUGAGUAUCUUUUUCAAACCAUAAGGCAGACUUUAGUAACUUUCUACUUCUUUAUGUCUGGCAUUUUAAACUUUUAUAGAAUACAUUGUGUUGGACACUGGAAUAAUACUGUUUAUUUUCACCUGUGAAAAAUGACUCUAUUGUACUUGAAACACCUCCUUUGCAUUUCUCCAUUUGUGCCAUUCACUAGUGGAAAUAAAUUGUAUUAUACCAUAAUCUACUGGCUUUUAAAAACUGUGUUAAAUAUGCACAUUUUUGGUAUAGCUAUUAUCAUUUGUAUGUAUAUAUUGUAUAUACAUAUGAGUGUCUAUAUGUGUGUAUAGAUAGAUGGAUAUAACUCAUACUGUACAUUUCCAUCAGGGCACUUAAGGUUCUGUUAUUUUGUUUUGUUAUUUCAGUCCUCAGUUAAGGCAAGAAUGCAUGUGUUUCUUAACAAUUGAAUACUCUGGGUUGAUAUUUAUGAGAAGGUGGUCAUUAGAUGGAGUCUUUUCUUUUUUGAUCCUUUCUUAGCACUUGAGUGGGUGGAAAGAAAGUUAAGUAAAUUGUGGAACCAUAAGUUGCAAUGCAGUAAAGUAGUGCUGGGGAAGGAACCAGUUAGUGUUCCUGUGAGUUUGUGUCGUGAUGCAGUGAAAGAUAGAGAUGCAGAGAGAAAUGAACCAUGGUAACUAAAAACCACUGGUGGUGAUUCCUCUGCAGAGGUGAAGAGAACCGAUAAAUCACAUAAUCUUCAUGUGCACUCCAUACAUACUUCUUAGUAGUGGUGCCAUUGAUCCUCUUACCCUUUUUGUUCCAUUAAUAAUGAUGAUGAUAAUGAUAAACUUUGCUAAGGACCAAAACAUCCAAGAAAGAAAUUACUGCUAAAGCAUCUAAGGUUCUCCUAAACAAUAAAGUCAACAGGAAAUGGCCACUGGGAGAGAAGGAUUUGGUGUUGGCAAGGGGCUUUCUCCUUUCGGCUGCCUCUUCUUGCUUGCUGAUAGUGAGUUCUUCAUGUACUGUCCACCCCUUCAGAGGCAAAUCUUUGUAAGCACAGAUUUGGCCCCACACUGCAACCCUUUCCUAGGAAGUUUAUAUGGCCCUGCGUUUUGUUCCAUGCUCACAAUGUGAAGUGUCUAGUGUGUAUUCAAGUCAGAAAAUAAUAUAUUUAAGGUGUUUAAGUGUGAAUCUCCUAUAAUGAUGAGAGGAGGCUCUUAUGUCUUAAAAAAAAAAAAAAAACUGUCUUCUCUAAGGAACAGAUCUAAAACUUGGGCUGUCAUCUUGGAGUUGCUUACCAAAAUACAGAUCAUUAUUGUUAAAGAGAAACUGAUUCUCUGUUUUCCCUCAUCUGUCAUGAUAGUGCCCCCAACCAGGCUGUAGCAUUACCUUUGAAAAGGCCCUCACUUACUCUUAGUUGUUAAGAACUGGAAAUUUUCCAUCCUCAGAUUCCUUAAAGGAUGAAGAGUAUGCUGUACACUUAGCAGACUUGCCUCUUGUAUGCAAGGACUACUGAUUGAAGUCUAUUUUGCUGUGUGUCUGGUUAUGUUGUCUGCACUUUUAUUAAAUCACUACAAUAAGUCUACAUUGGAAAUGACUUAAUUUGUAAAGUUUUAUUAAACACUGUCUAGAAAAAGAAAGUGAAGCUGAGAACUCUUCCUUUGCUGUGUGUUUAUAUUUUCUACUGAAUUCUGGUAGCCCCUUUUAAAGUCAGUUGACUAGUUCUUCCCUCACUUACAUUCAGAUUUCCAAAAUUUCACUCAUGCAAGGGAAGAGAAUCCAUUUGGCCUAAUAGUAGUCCUCAGAUCAUAAAUACAUAAAUUAGUAUGCACCUUAUCUGCCUGUUGUGGGUUUCUUAAACUUGCACUUCCCUCUCACCCACCCCAGAAUAGAUAUCCUUUAAAGAAAAUAAAGGCAGAGAAUAAAAACUGGGGAGCCAUUUACUAUGUCACCAUCACUGUUAACUGUUACCCAACAAUCAGAACUUUUUGAAGUUUCAGAGGAUGUGUGCAUGUGUGUGUGUGUGUGUGCGUGCGUGGUAUCUGUUUGAUUGUGUUGGGUUUGUUUAUUUUUAAAUAUACAAGAGAUUCUUUUUUUAAAUAGAGAAAAAGGUUAAUCCUCUCUGAAACAGGAUGCCCAUUGGAUAUAUUAAUCUAGACAUCUGUAGGUAGUUUGCCAUGAAAAAGUGGAGAGAAGAUGAGACUUGUGAAUGAAUGAAAAGGGUAUCUUGAUACCCCAGAAUUCCCCCCAAAGUACGGGUAAUUCAACCUGCACAGUUUCCUUUUCACUCAUAGUUUUUAGCAAUUGUGAGUGAAGAAAUCGUGUAAUUAUCUGUAAAUAUGUAGCUAACAAAUUGACCUAGUUUCUGUAUUUUUUUUGUUUUUGUACUAAAGUUUAUAAGUCUGUGCCAGCUAGAGAGGAGUUGCUGUCAUUGCCAGUUGUGGUCCUAGCAUCUAACCCUGAAACCAUCCUAGGUGACAUUUUUAGAAUUAAUGCUUCAGUGUUGUUAAACGGGGAAGUUAAGUUUAAUCAUUGGUCAGGUUUAAAAUUGUUUGAAGCAGAGUCAUUUUAUUUAAUAUGAUUACAUGUCCUCAGUCAUGAAUGAGGUAGGGAGCCUCCCUCCCCCAGUGGCCAUGUUUACAGAAGUGUGUUUUGUCUAUAAAGUGCAAGAGUUUUAAUGUUUGUGUAAAUUACGCAGGUGAUAACAUUAUGGCUUGGAACUGUUUAUUGGGCUCUCUUGCUGAAUUUUCAAAUGAACUAUGCUUAUUACUGGCACAUUGAUCCCAUUUCUGGAGCAUUUUUCCUAUUUCCAGAACUACAUAUGUUCCUUUGUCAUUAUCCCUUGAUAUGCCUUGUAGCCUAAGGUAUUAAAAGCUGUUAAACAUAGAUGAGGGAAAUGCGUUUUUUUAAAUCCAUGAACCUUCACUUGUAUGCUUUCAUUACUCAUGUUAUGUUUCUAUGGCAACUCUGAGGUCAGUGGAGUUUAGAAAUGAGAUACAAAUAUUAAUGAAAAGUGUGUGCUCUUUGCUUUUGCAUGGCUUGGCUUAGCAUCAAAGGUAUAUUAGGCCACUUGAAAGCAUGAAGACCAGUUGUAUGGGAACAGGUUUCUCUCGGUGGCACAUUUUGCUUUUUCUGAGCCCUCAAAUACAUUGCCUCAGCGUGAACAUUAUUGUUUCUAUAAUUACACAUGGUCAUGGAAUGAAUUAUGUGACUUAAAAGGAUGGAACUGCUUGAUGUUUGCAGAUUCUAACUGGCCAUGUGACUGUUUGGCACAUAUCACACAAACCUGGGGGGAAAUAUUGGAAGCCUUCUAACCCCUGUUUAGUCAUAGACAAGUGUAUUCAGCUUAUCAAGAUACUGACUGCCCCUGUUGUGUUGCCAGAAAGCUCUUCUUUGGUGUCCAUUCCAAAUGUGCUUUCUUGCAUUUCAUAAUAUCAAAGAAACCACCACCUCUUCUCUCAAAAGCAUUUUAUAUGUCAUACCUUUUAUUCUAUAUUAAAUGGGAAUUGUGCCUGUUUAGAGUGCCCCUCCAAUUAAUUACAUCCAUGUGUCUAAAAUAAUCCAAGCCGGAGGCACAGGUGGGAAAAACAUUUUAUUUUUUAAGUCCACUCGAGGCCAGUAAUUUAUCUGACAAGGUAUUUUACCACAUUAUCUUGACAUUUGCUAUAUGAGCCUAUUAGAAAUUGCAGGUGGUUUCAUAGGGCAAAAUCCAAGUGGAGAGGGAUAUGUGGGGUUUCUAUUAAGAGAUAAUUUUGUUAUUGUUUUACCUCUCCUUUUAUGAUCCUCCCCUGCUAGGUUAGAAUGGGUUAAUUCUCCAAAUUUGUUUUUUAUCUUUUAGGGAAAUUUUUACAAAAGCAAUGGUCUGAUGUAAAUAACAUUUUGAAGUAUAGUGCACAUAACUUCCCCAGACUAUUCCAACCUGAUAAUUUGUAAAUGCUUUAGAGUUUUUUAAAUUAACACUUGUGUUGCUAAAUCCUAUUUAUGUAAGUCUGCUAAAGAUUUUAACCCAUUUAAAACUUAAACAUUUAAAUAAUGGAUGGGUUGCUCUGAACAAUUUAGCUUUCAGAAACCCCUUGUUUUAGUAUAUGAAAAGGAUAGCCUAAUGCGCAUUAAUGAGGUUGGAGAGACUAUGAGAAAUAUGUAUAGUGUAUAUUUUAAAACAGCUUUGCUUGUAUUGUGAAGAUUUAAAAACAAACUUGAGAUUUUUAACGUAACUAUUAACACAGUUUUAACAUAAGUUAUCCCACUGGGUUUAAGAGCAUCUUGAAUGUAUAAUCCUUUUUGUAACCCAGGUUGGUUUCUGCUUUUACCAGUCAUCCAAACAUAUUAUUUAUGAUUUUAGUUUUAUAUACUCAUUUACUUUUGUUUUCCUCAACCAGCAUGAUUUUUUUGCACAUGUAUUGUAGAAAUUUUUAAAAAGAAAAAUCAAUACAUCAUUUUCUCUGAAUUUUCUUCACUUCUCUCUUCCUUUCUACUAACCCGUUACCUUAAAGGCCAUAUCGCUCCAUUUGCAUUAUUUGUGCAAAUGCCAGGUUGGUUUUUAUUUUUAUUUUUGCUAUUUACCGAAAAAAAGAAAAAUGCUUCAGUCAAUUGCUUUUUUAUUUAAAAAAAAUUAAAAAAAGAAAAAAAGCUGUAACCUUAUCAUUUCUGAGUAGACCAUUGAAAGAUGAAUGCACACCUGUAAUAGACCAGGACCAGCUUUGGUGGCUAAAUGGAAUAUUUUAACUAAGCAAAAGGUUCUUUUCUAAAAAUGGUGUAUAUAAUCCACAGUCUCUUUCAGUUAUUCCCACAAGUCAGGGGUCCAGAUAAAAUGAGGGUUAUCAGCUAACUGAUAUGUUAUCAUUGAGAUUCAUCAAUGAAUUUGUACAUUUCUAGUUCCCUUUGGUGAAGGGGAAAAAAAAACAGAUUUUGCAAAACCUAGAUUUUGGCUUGGUUUAUUGCCUCCUUUUUUGGCAGCCUUCAUCUUCUCAUCUCCCAAAGCCCUUGAGCCUGUCGGGUUUUCAUGGUGGACAAAGGACCGUGGUCUUUUAAAGCUGGGACGUGAUUUUUUUUUGGUGAGAGAUUAUCAUGUUGAAAGUGAUGUUCUGCCACUUUCCUGAUGACUAAUUUUAAAUCUACACAGUCCUCUUAAUUUUUGGACCAAACAGACACCCACAGUGGAGGCUUCCCAAGGGUUCCAAUGGAGAUGAAGCCUCUCCCCCACUGUCAGCACCAGCUGGUAAAAGUGACUGUACAGAUGUGCAUUUUCCUUUUGGUAGAAAUGGUUUGCAGCACUAACUGGUAAGGCUUAUUGUACAGUAUAUUGUCAGUAUUCUUCUGGUUCAACAUACCUUAUAGUUCAUAUAUAACCUGUAUUAAUUGUAUAGAUUGUGCAUUUAAAGCUGUUACCAAGUUGUCAGAACAUAAGAGCGAAAACAAGGUCAUAUGUAAUAUUUUGUUUGUAAGUAUCCUUUGUAUCAUAGCAAAGGAAAUGUUUAAAAAAAAUCAACUGUAAUAAAGUAAUUUUAGUACA
This is a messenger RNA of Bubalus bubalis (water buffalo), 12647 nucleotides long. RefSeq names its product TAO kinase 1 (gene TAOK1). Gene Ontology annotation, molecular function: ATP binding; protein kinase activity. Bases 779 to 3784 code for a protein of 1001 amino acids. The record is from RefSeq and is a predicted model, not a curated record. Gene Ontology annotation, biological process: execution phase of apoptosis; protein phosphorylation. NCBI's taxonomy places the organism in Eukaryota, Metazoa, Chordata, Mammalia, Artiodactyla, Bovidae. The transcript is spliced from 20 exons.